Messenger RNA from Strongylus vulgaris, 555 nucleotides. The record is from the annotation of a GenBank genome assembly. NCBI's taxonomy places the organism in Eukaryota, Metazoa, Nematoda, Chromadorea, Rhabditida, Strongylidae.
AUGGGAUCGACAAGAACUAAGCUCUCCAACACAUCGUCGCUCGCUAAGCACCAUGCUGUACUUGGAACAAAUACGCAUGCUUCGUUCCAUGUAUAUCCGCAACGACGUCCUAUUACUUUCAACAGAGCCGAUAUGCAACUGCUCACUCAGGUACCGUACCCUAGAAUUAGAGCAUUAAUAAAGAUUACGAUGAAGCAAGCCAUUCAUGAUAAUCUGAAUCCUUUCCUUGGAAUGUCGUUCAAUGAGAAAGAUGAAAUGGUUUUAUUGUGGAAAUUCUGCUCUCGUGGUACUGUACAGGAUGUCAUUUAUAACCACGAUAUGGUGAUGGAUGCUAAAUUCCAUGGAGCUUUUAUUAGAGACAUCACCUUGGGUCUGGAAUAUCUGCAUUCCUCUCCCAUAGGUUAUCAUGGUUCUCUUACACCAUGGUCUUGUCUCAUUGAUAGAAACUGGAUGGUGAAACUCACCGAUUUCGGUAUUGCAAAUCCCUUGGAACGUUGGGAGAAACAAGGAUUGAUCUCCACGGAAACCCUUAAGGAAGGAGAUGAUGACGGGAAA